Molecule: messenger RNA, 660 nt
Organism: Mesorhabditis spiculigera
Lineage: Eukaryota; Metazoa; Nematoda; Chromadorea; Rhabditida; Rhabditidae
Source: the annotation of a GenBank genome assembly
AUGGAACCCUCAUCCUCCGAAGAAAAGUCCAUAUCAACAAUAUCCAAUUUUUCCGCGCACCUUACCGAUGGUAACGGGAAUUAUGCGAAUUUUCAGGACGUGCCGCGCUUAAAACUGGUGGUGGUCGGCGAUAGUUUUACUGGUAAAACAAGCCUGCUCCACUCGUACACGGAGCAACGGUUCGUGACAAAAUACGAUACGACGGUGUUUGAUAAUUUUGCGAUGUCGGUGUCGAUUGAGGGGAAACGAUUUUUGGUUAAUCUGUUUGAUACGGCGGGCAAGGAAGGUUACGCACACCUCCGAACACUCUCCUACCCACAAACAAACGUCUUUUUGCUAUGCUUUUCCAUGACCGAUGCGACGACCCUGGAUUCUUGCCAGUCAAUAUGGAUGCCGGAAAUUCGUAAAUACACGGGUCACAUGGUGCCGGUGCUGCUCAUCGGGACAAAGGAAGAUGCCUGGGAAAAUCAACCAGAAUCAGAUAGAAUAUCCGUUGAAAAAGUAAAGCGAUUAGCCGAGGAAAUGGGAUGUGCUUCGUUUGUGGCUUGUUCAGCUUUAACACAACGCGGUUUGAAGCAGGUGUUUGACGAGGCAUUCCUGGCAGCAAAUGGCGUCCCAAUUCGGCGAGAUGAAGCGCCAAGUAUUUGCUGUACCAUAUUG